Molecule: messenger RNA, 1393 nt
Organism: Dinoponera quadriceps
Lineage: Eukaryota; Metazoa; Arthropoda; Insecta; Hymenoptera; Formicidae
Exons: 2
Coding region: 1-1284 (427 amino acids)
Biological process (GO): sensory perception of taste
Cellular component (GO): membrane; dendrite; axon
Source: RefSeq, a predicted model, not a curated record
AUGGAUGCCAACAGGAUCUCCAACCUCUUCAGCAACCUCUACAAGGUUGGCUUCGUCGUGGAGAAGACGAGCAAACAGAAAGCGACGAGGGUCAAGACGCGGUCGCAUCAGCGGAACUCCUUCUGGGCGCUUCGGGUGUUGAUAAUAUUCUUCAAGGUGAUCGGUCUUGCGACUUUUACGCACUGCGUCGCCGGCCAGAGGAGAAAGGACUCGCAGACGUCGUCCACGUUUCAAUAUUCUGAGCUGGGCAUCGCCUACAACGUCGUGCUCGUCAGCCUGAUGCUCGCCUCGGUCUGCCUGUCGAUACCGUACACCAUCGGGCUCGACUAUCAGAACAAGACGAGCAUGACCGUCGGCAUCGAGAUCUUCCAGACCGUGAUCGGCAGCAUCUCUAUCAGCGUGGUUCUACUCACCUACUGCUUCGGGAAGAAGAAACUGGUGCGAAUCGGCAAUCGUCUGACGGACGUCGAGCACGAGCUGAAUCACCUGUACCGUCUGUACGCUCCGUUGCAACGACAGCGCGUCUUCCGCGUCCUGACGCUCGCGUGCACCGUGCACGGCGGUAUGACGGUGAUUAUCCUGAUCGCCGAGUCCUUAGCUUUCCACAUGAACCCGAUCGCUUGGCUGACGGACAUCCUGCCGACCUUCCACUUGGGAUGCUUCAUGAUCCAGUACUUCCUGCUGGUGACGGUCAUCCAGGUGAACUUCGCCGACGUGAAUCGCGCGAUACAGCGCCUCACUGAAGCCAACAAGCCGAAUAUCCAGCCACAGUCCUUCUAUCAGGACCGUCGUCGCGUCGUCGUCGUCGGCAACUCCACCGUUCAUCAGCUGCAAGAGCUGCGGGACGUGCACGACCACCUCUGCGACGUCUCCCAGGACGUGUCGGAUUUCUAUUCGGUGUCGAUACUGUUCGCCAUCUUCUUCAUAUUCUUCUCGCUUGUAUACAACGGCUAUUACCUUAUAGCGCCCUUGCUGUUGAAGGACGAUAUCUUAGAGUACUUCGUCUUGGCCGACACCGUCUUGUGGCUGAUAUUCCUGACUUAUCCCGUGCUCCUCCUCACCAACAGCAUCACCAAGCUUUUGAACGAGGUGGGUCCGCGCCGUCGACCCGGUCGACCUUCGCCGGGAAACGAGGACGAUCAGAUCUUCUUGCAGAUGGCGAGAACGGGCAAGGUGAUAAAUAAUCUGAUGAGUUGUGUAAUCGAUAAGGAGGCGCAAUUCGAGGUAAAGCAAACUCGAGAUCCCUUCGGCCACGGUAAUCGGGUCUUAACGAUCUUACUGUAGAUCUCUUGCAGCUUCAGCAAAUCGCGAUUCAACUGCUGCACCGCAGAGUAUACUUCACGGCUAGUGGAUACUUUACACUCGAUAACACUCUCUUCCACUCGGUGAGAAG